UUAUUCAUACAACAACUCUAGCGUAAUUUGCCACGCGCCAAGGCGAUUCACAAUCCGGAACACUUAACAGGAGCAGCGCCACACGCCACUACAGUUUGUUUACUAGUCAACAAAUCCGUCAGCACUGCCGGUUCACGAGCGAUCGUCACGGUUCACGGAACACGCUGGCGAAUCGUAUCGUCGCGGGUUCUUCGUUUUCACCUGGGACUUUUACGCUUACAGACGACCAAAAUACCAUGUCGGUCCAUCGCUGCGAAAUGAGAGAUGAAACCUAAAUUUAAUUAACCUGAAAAGUAGGAAUUACGGUGAUCAGUUUUCAAACAAGGAUGUCACCACUGGAUUUAACUUUUCUGUGGUAUAAAUUCAAACUGCUGUUCUUUUGCAUCUAUCUCCCGUAUUAUGCGUCCAGCACUUGUCCCGAUGAUGUCAAAGGUCACACCAAAACCUGCUUCCGGGAGUAUGAAAUGAAGAUAAGGGGUAUCCUGGCCCCCCAAAACACAAUUAUAUCAGGGGUGGACGCCGAAAACAUACGGCUUCUCUGCACAGCAUUCAAGUCUGGACUUUCUUGUGUUGCUGACCUGAAGUCCAGCUGUACACAAGACACCGCUGUUAUAGACGAGGAACUUGGUAAACUCCCCCUAGCAGUAGCCGAAUUAAACAAGCUCUGCAGAGACGAUUCUUUUUAUGAGGUAUAUGCACGAAACAGAGUUUGCUACGAAAAAUCAGGAGUAGCUAAUGAAAGAUGUUUCAAAGAAGUAAUGAAUUCUUCCGUCCGGAUAAUAACGGAAUUAGAUCCGAGUUCUGUCACGGAAUUCUGUGGGGAUAUAGACAGGCUAUCGGACUGUAUGGGUGCCGCUCUGAUCGCGGAACAAUGCAGUAAAGAAGCCAUUUCACUAAAGGACAAACUAGUGCGGCUUCUUAUCCGGGGAAGCCUGAGGUGCGACAAGUCUGCUUACACUGUUUCUAGUCAGAAUACAACGCCUUCGCAGUUUCAAAAUGGUCGCCGAUCUGGUAACCAAGGACGCGAUGGAACAAACACAGUUAAUAGCAAUUAUUUGCCAAAUCGAACGCUGAUUUCAUUAUUAGUGGUAUUUAUAAUACUUCUUGGUUUUUCAUGACGUAACUUAGAUGUACGAGAUUCAAUUACCCGGAUAUACAGGACCGGAAAUAAGCAUCAAACACUGGCUUUACUGAAGAUUUUGGCCACGUGAUAUAUAGAGAUGUCCAAUAAUUUUGUCUGUGACAAAAUACGAAAAUUGAUAGAACUUUGUAGACCUAGAAAUGCCGUGUCGGGGUGUUAACACAAGGGAUUCUAAAGAAACGUCGAGUGUAGGACUUGCCCCGGUGGUUGGAUCUGGCAAAAUCUAAAUAGUGACUACUUUCAUUACACCUGCAUUUCCUGUAAUAAGUAGUUUUCCCUAAAAUAUUUUAAAAAUGUUUGUUGGCUAUUCACAAAGUAGAAUUGUUAUAGGAAUUUGUGUAUGUCACUCGUGUACUGUCAUCAUUGAUUUCAUGUUGUUAGCUUAAAGCUAUACUAAAACCCUAUCUGUGAUGCUGCUUUAGAACCUAUGCACUGUUCUCUAUUUUCUUAAAAGUCUUACAAACUCCAAGUUCACAUCAAACACGUGCUAUGUCGGCCUUCUCUGUGCUCUAGUCCGCUGAUCAAAUCAAACAAUGUGCACAUUUGCUUUAUUGUUACCAUAAAUACAUUUGUAAAGAGAUGUAUGAAUUUGUUUCAAUAAAACGACUGAAAAUACAUCAAAA
Molecule: messenger RNA, 1764 nt
Organism: Ostrea edulis (European flat oyster)
Lineage: Eukaryota; Metazoa; Mollusca; Bivalvia; Ostreida; Ostreidae
Exons: 6
Coding region: 327-1118 (263 amino acids)
Source: RefSeq, a predicted model, not a curated record